Esox lucius (northern pike) is the source of this 2016-nucleotide messenger RNA. It is a transcript of the gene pnpo, whose product is annotated as pyridoxamine 5'-phosphate oxidase. The transcript is spliced from 7 exons. The record is from RefSeq and is a predicted model, not a curated record. Gene Ontology annotation, biological process: pyridoxine biosynthetic process; pyridoxal 5'-phosphate biosynthetic process. The coding region runs from base 4 to 837 and encodes 277 amino acids. Gene Ontology annotation, molecular function: FMN binding; pyridoxamine phosphate oxidase activity. NCBI's taxonomy places the organism in Eukaryota, Metazoa, Chordata, Actinopteri, Esociformes, Esocidae.
AGCAUGAGGCGCAUUCUCAGUCACGAUACGUUUAAGACUGUCCGUGAAAUAGGUAAAUACUUUGAUUGCCAUGACAUUUUGACUGCUAGCGGUCGAGCCAUAUCUUCUCAGUACUUCUGCACGAAAUCUACGAGUCACUCUACAGCCAUGGAUCUCAGUGACAUGCGGAAAAAAUACAAAGGUGACAAGGAGUGCUUUGAAGAAAAUCAGCUUGUUUCUCUGGACCCCAUCAAGCAGUUCGGAGAUUGGUUUGAUCAAGCCACAAAGUGUCCUGAAAUUGGAGAGCCAAAUGCAAUGUGCCUCGCCACAUCCACUAAAGACGGGCGUCCAUCUGCCCGUAUGGUCUUGUUAAAAGGCUACAGCGAUGAAGGCUUCCGCUUCUUCACAAACUACGAGAGCCGGAAAGGUGGAGAGCUGGAAAGCAACCCUCAGGCGUGUCUGUGCUUUUACUGGGAGCCCAUCAACCGGCAGAUCCGUAUCGAGGGCAAAGUCAAAAGAAUCCCCUACCAGAGUUCCUGUGACUACUUCCACUCCCGGCCAAAGAGUAGCCAGAUUGGAGCUGUUGUGAGCCGACAGAGCACUCCCGUCCCUGACAGAAAUCACCUGAGACAGAAAAAUGCAGAGCUGGAGGAAAAGUACAAGGACACAGACGUACCCAUGCCUGACUACUGGGGAGGCUACAUCGUCAUGCCUGACCUGAUAGAGUUCUGGCAGGGUCAGACCAACAGGCUCCAUGAUCGUAUUGUCUUCACAAGGCCGAAAACCGGAGAGAGUGUUUUAGAAGACUAUCAACAUCCUGCUGAGGCAGGCUGGGUGUACCAGAGACUAUCCCCUUGAGACGGGCGAUUAGGGGAUAUAUUAGAGAAAUGGGACAAAAGAGCAGGGAAUUGGGUAGACUCAAGGAUGUUGAUUGGAAAACGUUGAUGUUGAAUAACUAGGUACUAUAUGAUCUGUUUCUUAACAAGCCAUCAUUUUCUGUUUUGUUCAAGUGGUCUUUUAUGCCAAAUCAAGGACAGUGUUUCUGGUUGGCUAAGUCCUCUCAAUGCCUUUUGUCUUCAGGGCAACAAAGGGAGAAGUUAAUAUAAUGCAACUGAACAGACUGGCCAACAGUGUCUGAAAUGAAAAAUGCAGAGGUCAUCUAAAUUUGAUAAAAUCUACAACCCUCAAAGUUUUUUGCGUUGGUCAUGACAUUACAUUUUGUGACAAAAUACACGUAAAGCAGAUUGUUGCUGUUACAAAUGGUUAAGGUUACAGCUAGGGUUUUGAUAAUAGUUAUGAUUUGGGUUAAUGUUACUAAAUCAUAUGUUUUAGCAUGCACUUUAACUCAUAGCUGUGCAUCCUCUAAAUGAUAGCUUUUCAUGCGAAUUUCGAGUUUCAGAUCAAUCUGUGCAUUUUUAGCAUGAGAUCAUGUUGGCUGAGCAUGUUUACACUUUACGCCAGUGGUUCACAAACUGCACACAACACAUCAUUUUUUUGUGUUGUUUUAUGUUGUGAAAGAUAGCGGAGCGAGUUGUUCCUGAAAGAGCGGGAGAGCUGGAUUUAAAACCCUGUUGCGACAGUACUUGGGAACCAGAGGCAGUGGGUUAGACCGCAGGUCCAACCAAGACCAUCACAACCAGGAACUGCCUAAUGAAAAUACUCGGGACCCCACUCCCUACUAUAUUCAAAGUCAUGCAUGCUGUUUCAACACAAUAGUGACAUGAAAGUGCAUUUUAAUAAUGACCUCGGUUUUUAGGUUACGUGAAAAAGUUCUGUACCCAUUUUAUGUUAUUCAGUAAGAGAACUGAUUCUGUUUUAUCCAACAACAGUGGACCAAGUGUGGGCCUCAGAACCUCCAGAAAGUCUGUACUUGUGAAAUCACAAUGUCCUGUACUAUCUGAAUGUUAUCUAACAUUUAUACAUUUCCAUUCAUUUAGAACAGGGGUUUAUCUUCCGUUCAGGUGUCUUUUCUAAAGACCUAACUCAACAGGAGUUUCUCUGUCAACGUGUAAUUAUAAAUUCACUGUGUUAAAUGUU